UCAUGCGCACAUCACCAUGACUCCACAAAAUUUCCAAAAUGGCGGCUGUAAAUGCUUUGUCAAAUAUUGCCGAAGUAAAUGGCGGAUUCUCCUUCCACAAUUGCAACAGAAAUGCUAUGUUAGAGAAAAUGGGAGUCAAAACUCCGACAGCAAGGAAGACUGGAACCACGAUCGCCGGUAUUGUAUUCAAGGAUGGAGUGAUUCUUGGUGCUGAUACUAGGGCAACAGAGGAUACCAUUGUUGCUGACAAAAAUUGUGCUAAAAUUCAUUACAUUGCGCCUAAUAUUUAUUGUUGUGGAGCAGGCACAGCGGCAGACACAGAGAAUGUGACCGACUUGAUCUCAUCUCAAAUACAACUCCACUCUCUUUCAACUGGUAGACAGGCAAGAGUUGUAACAUCAUUGCGUAUGCUCAAACAAAGACUAUUCAGGUACCAGGGUUAUGUCAGUGCUGCUUUAGUCCUUGGUGGUGUAGAUUUCACUGGUCCAAAACUCCAUACAGUUUAUCCUCAUGGUAGUACCGACUCCUUGCCCUAUGUUACUAUGGGUUCUGGCUCUCUAGCUGCCAUGUCUGUAUUUGAAUCCAGAUACAAACCUGAUAUGGAGCUUGAAGAGGCUAAACAACUUGUCAGGGAUGGAAUAGCAGCUGGUAUUUUUAAUGACUUGGGUUCUGGUAGCAAUGUGGACUUGUGUGUUAUUACCAAGGAGGGGGUAGACUACAUCAGGCCAUAUAACAUAGCUAAUGUCAAGGGGGAUAGACAAGGGACUUAUGCCUACGAGAGGGGAACUACUGCUGUUUUAACAAAGACGGUGACCCCCAUCAAGGUUGACGUUGUUGAUACCAAAGUUAGUACUUCAGCAGAACCAAUGGACAUGUAAUAUACUAUGCCUUAAGGAGUAUGGAUAAGCACCCAGUAUACUGAAACAGACAGACACACGCAGUCAUGGUGGCCAUAGCUUAAAGAUAGACAGACAGAAUGACUAGUGGCUGACUGAGGUCAGACAGACAGGCAGACAGGCAUCAACUAUAGCAUUAGCUCUAGUAUAUUUGACACAAAACUGAAUAAAAACAACUUUAAGUAAA
Molecule: messenger RNA, 1083 nt
Organism: Actinia tenebrosa (Australian red waratah sea anemone)
Lineage: Eukaryota; Metazoa; Cnidaria; Anthozoa; Actiniaria; Actiniidae
Product: proteasome subunit beta type-7
Cellular component (GO): cytoplasm; proteasome core complex
Molecular function (GO): threonine-type endopeptidase activity
Source: RefSeq, a predicted model, not a curated record